CAACCAUUCGGAAUUAUAGCUACGUCGCAGCGGCUCCUCACUUCGUUGCGCCAGACUGAUGUAAUAAUGUACAUCAUGAAGCUUCCAUGCAUAUGGCAUUGAUGUUCUCAUUCACCCUGGAGCAGCUUCCAGCAAAGCUAUAGAGUAGGUAUGCGAAUCGUAGAAUAUCGUCUGUUUCUUUUCAUCUGUAUAUGUGCAUCGCAUCACAAACUUACGCAAUCACUAUGCCUCCCCCAAGAGCCAACGCUUCAUCCGAAGCCGCCAAGGGUGAGCAAUUCCACGCGGAUAUCCGUCCAUCCAUCAGAGCCUCUCGAGCAGGGCGGACACACUACUGGCACCCAGAUCGGCACAGCUCUUAAGGAGGACACAUACCUGCCCAGCGUUCAGAGCUCAGUGCCCGGCUAGGCAUCGGAGGCUCUCGACAUGCCCGAUGCCACGUCAGAAGCAGUUAGAGCUUCACAUGUUAUUUCUAAUGUGAUUGUCAGAACAUUUUUGCAUGACCACAAAACUUCUGUACACGACGUCCCAACUGCGAUAUUUGAGGCUGACUAUAUUUUGAAAGAGCAAUCUCUGAUGCUUG
Truncatella angustata is the source of this 580-nucleotide messenger RNA. RefSeq lists its product as uncharacterized. The transcript has a single exon. Lineage: Eukaryota; Fungi; Ascomycota; Sordariomycetes; Amphisphaeriales; Sporocadaceae. The coding region runs from base 151 to 405 and encodes 84 amino acids. The record is from RefSeq and is a predicted model, not a curated record.